UUUUUUUCUCAAUUCAGUCUAAACAAUAGUUUGUUUUCUGAAUCCAAAGAAAAACAAGAAAUAGAGGUUUUUCUAUUCAUCUUUUUCUUGUCACUAACCCCUCGAAAAUACUCAGAAAUGGCUGGAAUUGUGGUGAUUUUCGACUUCGACAAGACGAUCAUUGACGUGGAUAGUGAUAAUUGGGUGGUGGAUGAGUUAGGCGCCAAUGACUUGUUCAACCAACUUCUCCCUACCAUGCCCUGGAACUCUCUCAUGGAUAGGAUGAUGAAGGAGCUUCAUACACAAGGCAAAACUAUUGAAGACAUUGAAGAGGUACUAAAACGGGUACCAAUACACCCCAGGAUUGUCCCAGCCAUUAAAUCAGCCUAUGCAUUAGGGUGUGAUUUGAGAGUAGUAAGCGAUGCAAACGUAUUCUUCAUAGAGACAAUCUUGAAACAUCUGGGAAUAAGAGAUUGUUUCUCAGAAAUCAAUACGAACCCAGGCUAUGUUGAUGAGGAAGAAAGGCUUCAAAUCCUACCUUAUGUUGAUUUUCAAACAUCUCCUCAUGGAUGCAAUCUUUGCCCUCCCAACAUGUGCAAGGGUCUGAUAGUAGAGAGAAUACAAGCCGCUAUGGCUAAGGAAGGGAAGAAAAGAAUAAUAUACCUUGGUGAUGGAAUCGGCGAUUUCUGCCCCAGUUUGAAGCUCAGAGAAGGAGAUUUCGUCAUGCCUAGAAAAGAUUACCCAGCCUGGAAUUUGAUAAAGGAAAACAGGACAUUAGUAAAAGCUGAGGUUCAUGAGUGGACUGAUGGGGAAGAACUUGAGCACAUUCUGCUACAACUCAUUAACGCAAUCACCAUUGAAGAGAGACAAUUGUUAUCAGUCGAAUGCAAGUUCCACACAAUGUCAAAAGCAUCUCACGGACCCUUUCCACGACCUCUUCCAGUACCUUAUUAAUGGCAAAAUUGCCCAAGUCAUUAUAAUGAAGAUUCUGACUUGAAUUUGAAUUUUAUUUUAGGUAGUUUUGUGUGGUUUCUUCUGUUGAUCAACAUCAAGAAAGAGAUCAACUUAAAGUGUGUUACAAGUUUUCUGUAACUUGUUUAGUAUCUAUGGUUUUUUGGGAUCAAAAGUUAAGAAGUGUACACUGGAUUUGUACCUGUGGUUUUAGUUCUGGAGAUUUUUUAACAUAUUUCUUAGGGAACUCCAUUAAAGGAAACUCCAAGUUUUAACUUUCA
This is a messenger RNA of Nicotiana attenuata, 1211 nucleotides long. Its product is annotated as inorganic pyrophosphatase 1-like. NCBI's taxonomy places the organism in Eukaryota, Viridiplantae, Streptophyta, Magnoliopsida, Solanales, Solanaceae. Gene Ontology annotation, molecular function: phosphatase activity. The record is from RefSeq and is a predicted model, not a curated record. Bases 118 to 933 code for a protein of 271 amino acids. The transcript has 4 exons.